This is a messenger RNA of Gongylonema pulchrum, 249 nucleotides long. Lineage: Eukaryota; Metazoa; Nematoda; Chromadorea; Rhabditida; Gongylonematidae. The record is from the annotation of a GenBank genome assembly.
UCUAUCUCAGUUGCGGACAUGUGCAGGGUGUAUCUCAGUUGCGGACAUGUGCAGGGUAAGCAUUCCUGGGGUAGAAAUAAUGGCAGUAAUAACGGGAUCGUCUAUAAAUGCCCGAUAUGUUUAGUGGAUUCGUCGAAAAUCAUUCAGCUUGUUAUGGGAAUGGAAUCAGCGUUCCAUCUUGAUUCCGAUACGCUGGACUAUGCUUUUAAUCCAUGUGGCCAUGUUUCCUCGUUAGCCACCGUCAGGUGA